Messenger RNA from Linum trigynum, 264 nucleotides. The record is from the annotation of a GenBank genome assembly. NCBI's taxonomy places the organism in Eukaryota, Viridiplantae, Streptophyta, Magnoliopsida, Malpighiales, Linaceae.
AUGCAGACUGCAGAAUCUCCUAGGGAUGCUAGUCUGGUGACGAACUGGACCUGCUCUUCCAUUGAUCCUGUUCUGUAUGGUUCCAGGAAGGUCGAAAACAUUCCAUUUGGCGGCGCCACGUGUCUGGAGACAACUAGGACGACAAUCGUCAGCAACUACAGUCAACGGGUGGGAGCCCAAGCUCUGAUAUGGGCGAAGCGGGAAACCGGAGAAACAGAAAGUUGUCACCUCAGGUAUGAGAUUUACUCCUUCUCUGAAGCCUAA